GCACACUCUCGCUUCCAAACUUCAGCAGUGAUCUGACAUCAAAUGGCAGAACUGCAACGCUAUGAGUCCAAUUCCCCCGUGUUCCGCUGCUCUUUCUUUGCGUGUUUUGGACGGAGAGCAACGUCGGAUUCUCUAUCGAUUGUUGAAAUUUAUGCACAUAUGGACUGUGAAGGAUGUCAGAGAAGGAUCAGGAAAGCGAUCUCCAAAUUGGAUGGAGUCGACAGUUUGGUUAUCGAUAUGGACAAGCAAAAGGUGACGGUGACGGGGUACGUGGACCGGCGAAGGGUUCUCAGGGCAGUCAGAAGAACCGGCAGACAGGCGGAGUUCUGGCCGUAUCCAUAUGAUAGCGAGUACCAUCCUUACAUGUCUCAGUAUUACGAAGAUAAUUCAUUCGCUUCCACAUACAACUACUACAGGCACGGAUAUAACUCCAGUGAUCAGGGCUAUUUCCCCCAACUAAUCUAUUCCACCCUUGAUGACAACACUGUUGCCCUCUUCAGUGACGACAAUGUAAACGCCUGCUCUGUCAUGUGAAUCUCCUCCAUAUAUACC
This is a messenger RNA of Nymphaea colorata (pocket water lily), 552 nucleotides long. Its product is annotated as heavy metal-associated isoprenylated plant protein 45-like. Lineage: Eukaryota; Viridiplantae; Streptophyta; Magnoliopsida; Nymphaeales; Nymphaeaceae. Gene Ontology annotation, molecular function: metal ion binding. Bases 43 to 534 code for a protein of 163 amino acids. The transcript is spliced from 3 exons. The record is from RefSeq and is a predicted model, not a curated record.